Molecule: messenger RNA, 2201 nt
Organism: Menidia menidia (Atlantic silverside)
Lineage: Eukaryota; Metazoa; Chordata; Actinopteri; Atheriniformes; Atherinopsidae
Source: the annotation of a GenBank genome assembly
CUGGCUGCUUCUGGUUUCCAGGCAUAAAUACAAAGCGGAGCCGGGUCUGAGAGCAGCGGCACAAAGGAAAGCGGGGCAUUCUGAGGUUUUUAAAAAACUGAAGACCGAGAGUCAGAAUUAACCGAAGAGGAGCUUGGACGGCAUGCAAAGUUGUGAAAUUUCCUCAGACAGCACUGAUGAUCCUCUUAGUAGUGGCCUACGCAUUCAUCGGCAGCCUCGAAUAGUAGUGAUUGGUGCCGGCUUGGCUGGCCUUGCUGCAACUAAGUACCUGCUGAAAAACGGCUUCACGGAUGUCACCAUCCUAGAAGCGUCCGACCACAUCGGCGGGAGAGUUCAGAGUGUUCAACACGGAAAAACAACUUUGGAGCUCGGAGCCACGUGGAUCCAUGGUGCUAAUGGGAACCCCGUGUAUCACUUGGCUGAGGAAAAUGGCCUCCUGGAGCACACCACAGAUGGCGAGAGGAGUGUGGGACGCAUCAGUCUGUACACCAAGAACGGUGUGGCUCACUACCAGACCAAUGUGGGCAAAAGGAUCCCCAAGGACCUGGUGGAGGAGUUCAGUGACCUGUACAAUGAGGUGUAUGAGCUGACUCAGGAAUUCUUCCAGAGUGGGAAGCCAGUUUGUGCUGAGAGCCAGAACAGUGUUGGAGUUUUUACCCGAGAUGUGGUGCGCAAGAAGAUCAUGUUGGAUCCGUAUGAUUCCGAGAACAUCAAGAAGCUCAAACUGUCAAUGCUUCAACAGUACCUCAAGGUGGAGAGUUGUGAGAGCAGCUCUCCCAGCAUGGAUGAGGUGUCUCUAAGCGAAUUUGGUGAGUGGACAGAGAUCCCUGGUGCACAUUAUGUCAUUCCUGAAGGUUUUAUGAAGAUUGUGGAGCUCCUGGCCAAGGACAUCCCAUCCCACACCAUUUCCCUCGGCAAACCAGUCCGCUGCAUCCACUGGAACUACUCGGCCCAGCAUCGGGAAGUCAUUGCCAAAAGCAGCGGUCCCAACCAGAACAACCACAAUGACAACAGUCAUGGAAGCCAGACCCACGAGGACCCUCUCAUCCUGGGUCACCCCAUCUACGUGGAGUGCGAGGAUGAGGAGUGGAUUGCAGCGGAUCACGUGAUCGUGACGACCUCUUUAGGUGUUCUGAAGCAGAAUCAUGAGGCCAUGUUCUUACCAUCUCUUCCUAAGGACAAGGUGCUCGCCGUCGAGAAGCUGGGCAUCAGCACCACUGACAAGAUUUUUUUAGAGUUUGAGGAGCCCUUCUGGAGCCCAGAGUGCAACAGCAUCCAGUUUGUGUGGGAGGACGAGGCCCAGCUUGAACAGCUGGCCUACCCCGAGGAGCUGUGGUAUAAGAAGAUCUGUAGCUUCGACGUCCUCUACCCACCCGAGCGCUACGGCCACAUGCUGAGCGGCUGGAUCUGCGGGCAGGAGGCGCUGUACAUGGAGCGCUGUGAUGACGAAACCGUAGCUGAGACCUGCACUGAGCUGCUGAGGCGCUUUACAGGGAACCCUGACAUUCCAAAGCCCCGCCGUGUCCUGCGCUCGUCUUGGGGCAGUAACCCUUACAUCCGAGGCUCCUACUCCUUCACCAGGGUCGGAUCCAGCGGGGCGGACUGUGAAAAGCUGGCCAUGCCUCUGCCUUACGACAACAGCACCAAGGCUCCACCCCUGCAGGUCCUGUUCGCUGGAGAGGCCACCCACAGAAAAUACUAUUCCACUACACAUGGUGCUUUGCUGUCAGGGCAGAGAGAGGCCACUCGUCUGAUAGAGAUGUACCAGGACUUGCAUGGAGCGGAAACCACAUAGCCUAACAUUGAACAUAAGACAAACCUUUGACUAGUGAAGAGAAAUAAAUAAAUGAAUAAAUGUUGAGUUCAAGUUUUUUUAUCCUCAUGAUUAAGUUAUACUGAAAAGCAUAGCUCGGGCAUUAUUACACCGAGAACAAAUGAGCAUAAUUUCUAUUGUACUGUAGGUUUGAAUCAUGCUAAAUUUUUCUUUGAGAUGUACUGUUCAGAAGUUGCCAAUGGUGCUGUCAUUUCCUGUCUUUGCCAUUCUGUUUUUUUAAAAGAAAAUCAGUAAUGUAAUGUUUAUAACAAUCUUUGAUUUACUUUGUUUUUGUAAGUGCCUUCUGUAAUACUAUGUAAUAAAGAAUAAUGGAAAUACUAAACAAAAAUUGAGAAAAUUUAAACAAAAUAAAAAGUUCUAUGAUCCA